CACCCCACCUUUAAAAGAGGAGCAUCCAGUUCUGUAAAUACUUAAUAUCUUUCCAUGGGCGGAGAUACAGCUUUAUAAAAGAUCAGCAUGAUUCUGAAGUCGUGUUCCUGCACUACGAUACAUGUCUACAGAACAACAGGCUGAAGACAGCAAGGGAAAAAAAACAAUAAAGAUGCAGAGCCUUCUGGACGAUUAUUCUAAAUACCUUAUGACCUUUGAGCUGCUGUUGGCGAAUUCUGCCGAACACCAGUGCAUGAAAGAUUUCAUCCAAACAACUCUUCCAGAUAUCCUGGCCAACAUCGGAUCAGGAGAAUCCACUCUGAACGUGAUGGGAGUAGGAACCGGAUCAGGUGAGAUCGACCUGGAAAUUCUCAAACUGCUGCAUAAAAUGCACCCAGAUGCCAAAGUGGAGAACGAGGUGGUGGAGCCCAGCGACGUCAUGCUUAACAAACAUAAAGCUUUAUUAUCCAAAACACCCGGACUCGACUACGUGAAAUUCACUUUUAAUGAGAUGACUGCGGUGGAGUUUGAGAAGGAAUGGAAGACCAGGAACUCUGAGAAGAAGAUGCACUUUAUUAACAUGAUUCAGAUGCUGUACUAUGUGGAGGAUCCAGAGGCCACGCUUUCCUUCUACAGAAGUUUACUGCACAAAGAUGGCAAAGUCCUCCUCAUCCUGCUGGCAGGUGAAUGUGCAUGGGCCAGGUUAACAGAAAUGUUUGAAGAUCAGAUGUACAAGCAGGGAACUGCGCAGAACUUGUCAACCAGCAGAAUCAAGAGCUUUCUGGAUUCCAAAAAAAUCCCCUACAAAAACUACAAACUCCAGUCCCUGUUGGACAUCACCGAGUGUUUCAUACCUGGAGAUAAAAAAGGAGACAAGAUACUGGAUCUCCUGACCGAGGUGAUCGAGUUCCGUAAGACCGCUUCAACGGAGCAGAAGGCGAAAGUGAUGGAGUUUCUGAAACUAAACAGCCAAACUGUGAACGGCCGGAUCCUGUUCGACUGCAGCACCGAGGCCUUGCUGAUCGACGCGUAGUUAAUAAAAUGCAGUUGUUUUAAGCAGUGCAAGUGACAUGUUUGUGUUUGAAAUAAAAUGUCUGGUGCCAUA
Messenger RNA from Tachysurus fulvidraco (yellow catfish), 1105 nucleotides. Its product is annotated as histamine N-methyltransferase-like. The coding region runs from base 122 to 1033 and encodes 303 amino acids. Gene Ontology annotation, molecular function: N-methyltransferase activity. The transcript has 7 exons. NCBI's taxonomy places the organism in Eukaryota, Metazoa, Chordata, Actinopteri, Siluriformes, Bagridae. The record is from RefSeq and is a predicted model, not a curated record.